GCCCGGACCGAUGGGGCAGCGCCGGGGCGCGGCCGGGCGGGCGGCGGCCUGAGCCUGGGCUCCGCCGAACAGCCGCGGGGAGAGAAGUAUGCUGGGAGCGGUGAAAAUGGAAGGCCAUGAGCACACGGACUGGAGCAACUACUACGGGGAGCCCGAGAGCUACUCCUCGGUGAGCAACAUGAACGCGGGGCUGGGCAUGAACAGCAUGAACACGUACAUGACCAUGUCGGCCAUGAGCACCACAGCCAACAUGACGGCUGCCACCUCCAUGAACAUGUCCUACGCCAACACAGGCAUGAGCCCCUCGCUCACCGGCAUGUCCCCGGGUGCGGGGGCCAUGCCCGGCAUGGGCUCGGCAGGCGUGGCAGGGAUGGGCGCCCACCUGAGCCCCAGCAUGAGCCCAAUGGGGGGCCAAGCAGGCUCCAUGAACGCCCUGGCCCCUUACACCAACAUGAACUCCAUGAGCCCCAUCUACGGGCAGUCCAAUCUCAACCGCUCGCGGGACCCCAAGACCUACCGGCGGAGCUACACGCACGCCAAACCGCCCUACUCCUACAUCUCCCUCAUCACCAUGGCCAUCCAGCAAUCGCCCAACAAGAUGCUGACGCUGAGCGAGAUCUACCAGUGGAUCAUGGACCUCUUCCCCUUCUACCGCCAGAACCAGCAGCGCUGGCAGAACAGUAUCCGCCACUCACUCUCCUUCAAUGACUGCUUCCUCAAGGUGCCCCGCUCCCCAGACAAGCCAGGCAAAGGCUCGUUCUGGACUCUGCACCCCGACUCGGGCAACAUGUUUGAGAACGGCUGCUACCUGCGCCGCCAGAAGCGCUUCAAGUGUGAGAAGCAGCUGGCCGCCAAGGACAGCGGCGGGGCGGGUAGCGGGGCAGGUGGCGGGGGCAAGAAGGGGCCCGGGCAGCCGCCGAGCCAGCCCCUGGGGGAAGGCAGCUCCUCGGGUGGCUCUGAGGGCUCAGCCGGCGCUGAGUCCCCGGCCAGCGCCUCACCGUGCCAGGACCACAAGCGCGCCCUGGCCGACCUGAAGGGCACGGCAGGGCUGAGCCCUGGGGAGCCAGCGGCAUCACCGGCACAACACCUCCUGGCCCCCCCGCACGCAGGCCUGCCCCACGACGCCCACCUCAAGCCUGAGCACCACUACGCCUUCAACCACCCCUUCUCCAUCAACAACCUGAUGUCCUCCUCCGAGCAGCAGCACCACCACCCGCACCACCACCACCACCACCACCACAAAAUGGACCUCAAGGCCUAUGAGCAGGUGAUGCACUACUCGGGCUACGCCUCGCCCAUGCCUGGCAGCCUGGCCAUGGGGCCCGUAACGAACAAAAAUGGCUUAGAGUCCUCCCCUUUAUCUGGAGAGACUUCUUACUACCAAGGUGUGUAUUCCCGGCCCAUCAUGAACUCCUCCUAA
This is a messenger RNA of Cygnus atratus (black swan), 1420 nucleotides long. It is a transcript of the gene FOXA2, whose product is annotated as forkhead box A2. The record is from RefSeq and is a predicted model, not a curated record. The transcript has 3 exons. Gene Ontology annotation, molecular function: protein domain specific binding; transcription factor binding; DNA-binding transcription factor activity, RNA polymerase II-specific. The coding region runs from base 89 to 1420 and encodes 443 amino acids. Gene Ontology annotation, biological process: cell differentiation; regulation of transcription by RNA polymerase II; anatomical structure morphogenesis. Lineage: Eukaryota; Metazoa; Chordata; Aves; Anseriformes; Anatidae.